GCGUCACUGGCCUGCGUCAGUCAGUCUAAAAUGUAAACACUCCUCUCCUCUCUGCUCCUGCAGCAACAGCAGCUUCCUCACUGAGAGUUUAGUCGAGUUAGCGUUAACGUGAUGUCCCAGGCGUUUAAUAUUUCACCUGCGAAAGGUUUACAGUUUAGUUUAUUACUGUAGAUAUCAUAUGAUGUUAUAAAGUCUUUUUGGGGGGUUUUACAAGCAUCACAUUACUGUCAUAAAGUUAAUCUUAGCUAGUUUCAGGUAGCUAGCUCUCUGCACGCUGCUUCCUCUGCAGAGCAACAUCAUUUCUGCUGCUGUAUAUUUAAUGAAUGCUUAAAGCUCAUCCUUCCUUCUCCGUGCUGAAAUGGUGCUUUCCUUGGUGAGCCUUUGCGCCAAGGAGGUGGUGAGUGACCACAGCUCGUCUCCAUGCUGGCUGAGGUGGGUUCCCAGAGAGCUGUACAGACCUCUGCUGGAGGCCUCCUUCACCAGCUGCAGACCGCUGGCUGUGGGAGAACUGGUGCAGAGGUGGCCUGAACGCACCCUGCGGGUCGACAGACGCAGGAGACAGGGACAAACUGGGCCAAAUCGACUCUGCAUCCAAGCUUUAUUACUUGCAGUGGUCAGAGGACUGGCAGACCAAAGGUGUGCCCUGCAAGUACUGGACCUCUGUGGACUGCAAGGAGAUGAAGGAGGGAUGGGGGACUCCAUGGGAGGCUGGUCUCUGACUGUAGCUCUCUGCACCAUGGUUGUUCAAGCCAGAGCUGGAGCACAGAGGGCACAGCGGGAGAGGAAGAGGUUCUCAGCUCUGGAGAGAGAAAAAGAUGUGAAAAGAGAGAGGGGACAGCGGAAGAGGGGAAAGGAAACAAGUGGUGAUGAGUCAAGCACAGAUAAUAAGGAGCCGGGGGGAGAGAGGACAGAAUCGGGUGGAGUUCUGGGCGAAGAGGAGCUGGCUAAAGGUGUCAGGAGGAGGAUGGAGGUAGAGAGGAAAAGAGAGGCUGCAGGGACAGGUUCAGGAAGCAGUAGAAAGGAGACCGAAGAUCCAAACAGUGAUGUGUUGGUGCACGUGAGAGCUGAUCUUUUUGUAAAUGCUCGCUCUUGGGAGCGUGUCCGCGGGGCUCUGAGCACACUGGGACCCCUCAAGCUUCAGUGCAGAUACCUGCGUGCGGAAGAGAUUUCAGUGUCCAGCAUCAGGACCCUGCUAGGCCUCCUGCCUCGCCACGGUCUUGCGGGCAUUGACGUUCGCUACAGCAGCCUCGGGGUGGCUGGCUUGGCCGAGCUGCUGCCUCUGCUCUCCACCUUCCCUGCACUGAGCUCUCUUCGCCUGCACUACUGUAACUUGGAUUUUCGCAGAGACCACAAUGGCCAGGAAGACUCCCUGAGGGACUUGUCUCAGGGUCUGACACAGCUGCGAGAACUGCGACGCCUCAGCCUCACUGCACUGCGCCUGCCUGGGCAACUUCGUGUGCUGCUUAGCUCACUGCCUCAGCCUCUAGAGAUACUGGAGUUGCCAUAUUUGAGCCUGAGCCCGGCUGAUCUCGCCUAUCUGUCCUGCAGCCAUCAUGCCUCCACGCUGCAGCAGCUGGACCUCAGCGAGAACCGUCUGGAUGAAAACACCCUGACCUCUAUCCGCCGCCUCCUCUCCCAGGCUUCCAGUAGCCUGCAGCACCUCUCUCUGAGUGGCUGUGGGCUCACUGAUGGCCUGAUGGGACUCUUGCUGCCCUCGCUGGGAGGCUGCAGGGCCCUGAAAAGCUUGGCUUUGGCCCUGAACCCGCUCUCCGUCGCUGGCCUCAUGGACCUGGUGAGGAUGGCCGUGAGAAUGCCCUCUCUCCGUCAGUUACUGUACCCCAACCCCCUGGAGGACUACCAGCCAGGCCUUCCUGACCUGCCCUCCAGCGCUCAGCUCUUAGACUGGCCGCUGGAUGAAGCCACAGACAUCAACAUUACCAGCAGCCAGCUCAACAGGGUGCUGAUAGAGAGCGGGCGCUCUGACCUCUUUCUGACAUGCGACCUGCUCAAUUAUGAUAAAGACUUGGUGGACUGAAGGGAAGGACACAGGUGCUUUUUAGCUCCCUUACCAACAGAGCAAUGUACAUAUACCUGACAAUCAAAUCGUCACCCAAAUAAUGGUCUAGUAUUCAGUUAUCUGUUUUUCUUUUUAAUCUUUUGUUUAUCACCGUCUGUCUCAUGUGAAGGUGAAACACGUUCUAGGGAUGUGACGGUGAGGACAUUUUCCUCACUUUAGGAUUAGGCAACAAAACCUUAGUUAGGUUUAGGAAAGAACUACAUAGUUGGGCUUAAAACUACUACGUUUGUAAAGUGCAAAUUAAACAGAACGUUGUGAACACGGGACACGAACAAACAGCUGAUUUGAACAUAAAAGUGAAACUUAACGCACAGGAUUUACCGCCCUUAGUGUGUCUUUUUGCUCUUUAAACUACGUCUGGCGCACUUUCUCUGUGCGUUUACUGUUGCUGCGGAUGGGUUUACAUUGUAGUUAAUGGAAAGCCUGGUGUGUCUCAUACUGGGGCUAAAGGGUUCCUAGUGCGGCGGUAUUGAACGCAGACGGCCGUGACAAAGCCUUGCUAUUUCACACCCUGGGAAUGACAACAGGCUCUCUGAGUUAAGGGUGAUGGGGGGUUUAGGGGGCAGCCGUUGUGUCACCAAAGCAACAGGUUUGUUAUUGUAGGGAGAUAAGGUUGCAGUUUUUAAUAUUUGUUUGCCAGACAAAAAGACACAUGGAGGUGAUUACAAUACAUAAAAUAUCCUCUACUCCUUCAGGGAGACAAUAAUAAGCCAUGCUACAAUAAAAUGGUGCUAGACUACUUUAAUAAGUUCACUUGUUGACUGUAUAAAUUGUUGCAUAUGCUUUAUAAACAGGUUAACGGGGUCGUUGGGAUACAAAGAUCCCUCUGGUGGAAGAUUACAAGCUGUCUGGCCUUUUGCCUGUCAUUCAUAUACAGUAUCUGAUCAGCUAUUACAUUUGCAUACUACACAUCAACAACCAAAACUACAAGUUUGACAAUGGUUUCCUUUUAUAAUGUGUGUUUGCUAAAUAUUUGCAUAAUUUUGCCAUAAACCGGCAAUGAAUGUAACUGCAAAAUAUUUAGGCUUAUUUUAAAUACAUAACCAUUAUUUGAGUAAUGUACUUUGUCUUUCUGCUAUUCUAAUUUGUCAUACUGUGUGUCUUAAAUAUCUGUUUUAAAAUGUCCAGGAUUAUACUUUUUUCGUACUCAUUCAACUUAUAUAUAUCAAGUCAAAAAUCACCAUUAUCAUGAAGUGUCUGUACCAAAUCACCUUGUACCACAUGAAUGCAUUUACAUACUGUCAGUCACAGAAUAAAUCAGUCAUAAAGCAAAGUUU
Messenger RNA from Sebastes umbrosus (honeycomb rockfish), 3354 nucleotides. Its product is annotated as leucine-rich repeat-containing protein 14. Bases 359 to 2035 code for a protein of 558 amino acids. The transcript is spliced from 3 exons. Gene Ontology annotation, cellular component: cytoplasm. The record is from RefSeq and is a predicted model, not a curated record. Lineage: Eukaryota; Metazoa; Chordata; Actinopteri; Perciformes; Sebastidae.